UUGUUGGAGGAACAUCUAACAGGGAAAGAUGGCGGAAGUGGAUAAGGAUGGUGAUCCUGCGGCUGAGAAAGAUGACCUACAGAUUUUAAAGGAACUAGUGGAUGAGUUGUAUCAUUUUCGGGAUCAUUACUUUGAGACUCACAGUGUGGAGGAUGCAGGGAGGAAACAGAGUGAUGUGGCACAGGAGAUGGAGAAGACUCUAACGAAGCUUAGGGAGAAAGAAGAGUCGUAUAAGCACAGUGCUGAGUUCCUGCUGCUGCGGGGCCGCUGCCUGGGGGUGGCACCAGAGUUUAGCACCACCGCCGAGGAGUGCCUGUCCAGGGCUGUGAAGCUGGAACCUGGGCUGGUGGAGGGCUGGAAUAUCCUGGGGGAGCAGUACUGGAAGAAAGGAGACCUGAUCACCGCCAAGACUUGUUUCACUGGAGCCCUGCAGCAGAAAAAGAACAAGGUGUCUCUGCGCAGUCUGUCCAUGGUGCUGAGGCAGCUACCGGGCGUUGAUGAGCAGGGGAAGAGGGUCCUGGAGAGUGUGGACAUGGCCAGGCAGGCUGUACAGCUGGACGUCACAGACGGCACCUCCUGGUACAUCCUAGGAAACGCCUACAUCUCCCUGUUCUUCACCUGCGGACAGAAUCCACAGAUGUCUCAACAGGCUCUGAGUGCCUAUGCACAGGCUGAGAAAGUGGACCGAACAGAAACCUCCAACCCUGAUCUACACUUCAACAGAGCCACGCUGUUCCAGUAUGAGGAGAUGUUUGGGUCUGCGCUGGGGGGGUACAGCCGGGCUGCGGCACUGGACCCUGCAUGGGAGGAGCCUCCAGAGAGGGAGAGGCAGCUGAUGGAAUACCUGGAGAAACUCACAGCACUCACAGAGAACAAGGGGAAGGUGAAGGCCCGGCGCCUGCGGACAAUGCUCUCCAACCUCAGCACGUCGGCCCUGGGGCCGUGCUCCUCCCCUCAGUUCCGCUCCCCCGCAGGCCGCGUUGGGAGCCUGGAGCCCCGCAACCUGUCUGCCUUGACACACGGCCACAACACUGGGGUGGCUGCCCUGGGCAAGGUGGUGUUCAGCCUGGCCUCCGAGGGACGCAUGGCCUUUACGUUUGGCAUGGUGGACAGUGAGGAGACCUGCUGCGUGAUCGUGGUUUAUAACACGGCAGACAGUUGGGGUGUUCUGAUUGGCGACUCUGUGGUCAUCCCAGAGCCCCAGGUCAAACGCCACAGUGUAGCCCACAAGGACCAGACGUUUGACUUCCGCAGUAUACGAGUGGACUCUCCCCUACUCCUCAUCGUCAAUGGCAAGAGACAGAAUGUCCAGGCUCAGACUGCAGCCUCCGUCAGUUACAAGCCCCAGAGUGAAUGAGAGGAGGAGGAGGGCGGUGGAGGGAAGAAGCAUGAUGAGCGAGUGCCUGUUUUUUUUUCUCUCAAAAUGUUUUCAUAUGUGAGUUUUGUAAAUAGUAGAUCCUUGUUAUGUUAGUCUUUAGGAAUACACUGUACAUAUUUAUACAUAUUUCUUUUUUUGUAUUUUGUGGGAGGGAGGCUGGGGGAUUUUGUAAAUGACUGCCUACAAUAUGAUAAUUCAUUGCGAUGAUAAUGGUGUCAGGCUUAUGUGUUCAAGACAUUAAAACAAACAUCCCCAUUCCCCAAA
Messenger RNA from Oncorhynchus nerka (sockeye salmon), 1642 nucleotides. RefSeq names its product tetratricopeptide repeat domain 5 (gene ttc5). The record is from RefSeq and is a predicted model, not a curated record. NCBI's taxonomy places the organism in Eukaryota, Metazoa, Chordata, Actinopteri, Salmoniformes, Salmonidae. Bases 29 to 1357 code for a protein of 442 amino acids. The transcript is spliced from 11 exons. Gene Ontology annotation, molecular function: protein binding.